Toxoplasma gondii ME49 is the source of this 2895-nucleotide messenger RNA. RefSeq names its product phosphoenolpyruvate carboxykinase, putative. Gene Ontology annotation, molecular function: ATP binding; phosphoenolpyruvate carboxykinase (ATP) activity. The transcript has 9 exons. Bases 66 to 1910 code for a protein of 614 amino acids. Gene Ontology annotation, cellular component: cytosol. Lineage: Eukaryota; Apicomplexa; Conoidasida; Eucoccidiorida; Sarcocystidae. Gene Ontology annotation, biological process: gluconeogenesis. The record is from RefSeq and is a predicted model, not a curated record.
ACGUGACAAGACGAUAGACUCCAGCUGGUUGGGACACGCGAGGGAUCAUAUCAUCGAUCCGUAGCAUGUUCCCGAAGAUGGCCACCCCUUUUGCACAGGAUGCUAUGACACCGGAGAACCUACUCGAUGUGCGCCGGAAGCUCGAGCACCAUCUGGCGCAUCACGCGCACCAAGCAUCUUCUCUCACGAAGAAAGAUGUCCUAGAUUUGGGCCAACUGCAGCACGAGGUUCAUGUUGAAGACGAGUGUCGUGCACAAGGACUGACAGCUGAACAAAUCUUUUAUAACGCAGCUGUCCCGCUGCUAUACGAGCAGGCACUCCUAUAUGAAAAGAACACACUGAUUGCGAACACUGGUGUCCUUUGUUGCUCCUCAGGACUGAAAACGAGGCGAUCUCCAGAAGACAAGCGCAUUGUGCGAGAGAGCACGUCAGAAGAGAAAAUCUGGUGGGGCAAAGUUAAUAUCCCCUUCAAAGAACAGUCAUACCUAUUUAAUAGAGAAAGAGCAAUCGACUUUCUCAAUACUCAGAAGAGACUAUUUGUAGUCGACGGCUUUGCGGGGGCAGAUCCGAAGUAUAGAAUCAAAGUGCGCAUGAUCGCGACUCGGGCGUACCACGCCCUGUUCAUGCAGAACAUUCUCCUGAGUCCUACAGUUUCGGAGCUCCAAGAGUUCGAGCCUGUUUUUACCAUUUAUAACGCUGGCCUGUUUUCUGCGAACCGCUUUGCUGAGGGCGUCAGCAGUCAGACUUCGGUCGCACUUCAUCUGGGGCGAGGAGAGAUGGUCAUCCUUGGGACCCAGUACGCAGGCGAGCUUCACAAAGGUAUUUUCACAUACAUGAAUUACGUCAUGCCCCCAAAGGGCGUUUUGCCCUUGCAUGCAUCGUGCAUUGUUGGGAGCGCGAAAGGCGAUAGUGACAUCUCCGUGCUCCUGGGACUAACAGCGACAGGAAAGACAGCCCUUGUGGCAACCGCGGAAGGGAAGGUCCUAGCAGAUGACGAAGUCUUGUGGACUCCUGAAGGCGUUUCUGGAGUAUUGGGAGGUUGCUACGUUCGCUGUAAAGACAUCGACAAAGACCCCUGCCAGACGUUUGUAAACGCGAUGGUUUACGGGAGCGUCAUGGAGAAUGUUGUCUUGGACGAGGAAACGCGCCGAGUGUACUUUCACGAUACGACUCUUACAGAUAACACACGGUGCACAUAUCCUUUAACAUUUUUGGAGCACGGCAUGAAAGGCCUCCCUUCCGUCCCCCUCCAUCCCAAGCAUUUCAUCAUGUUGGUAAACGACACCUUUGGUGUCUUUCCGCCCGUCGCCCGUCUUUCUCUGCCGCAAGCUCUCUUUUACUUUUUGAGUGGAUUCACAUGUAAAGAGACUACAGCUGAAAAAAGAAGAGAUGGCACGACUCUCGAGAUGCGGCGGCGCAUCGUCACUUUCUCGGCCUGUUCAGGAUGUCCGUUCCUGCCUCUUCACCCCACAGUCUACAGCGACCUCCUGGAAAAAAAGAUUCGAGAACACGGAACGACCGUCUGGUUGAUGAACACCGGCUGGGUGGGGGGCCCAGCCUACGGCAUCUCCUUUAGAUCGACUGGAGAAAAAGUGCCGGUUGAGAUUUCACGGCGCAUCGUCAACGCGAUCCACGACGGCACAAUGAGCGAAUGUACAUUCAAGAUACUUCCUGUGUUUGAUCUGGAGAUUCCAGUCACUUUUGCAGACAUCCCGGAAGAGACGCUGUCGCCUCUGCAGGCGUGGACGGCGAGGACGGGAGAUUCGAGGGCAUUCGAGAAUGAAGCGAGACACGUCGCCAGUUUGUUUGUCGACAACUUCAAGCAGUUUGAAGGACGCGUCUCUUCUGAGGUCGCCGCACUUCUCGCGAGCUUCCAACGCGCCAAUGGCACCCACAGUCUCCCUUCCUAGACAGGGCGUUUGAGUGUAGGGCCCCAGCGCCGAGCCGGGAAACCGUCGCUGAUGUGAGGCCCGAAGUCUAAACAGAGAGAUACUGAGCGGAUUCGCCGCAGGUGUCUGGCACAUCCAUUGUAGUAAACAUCGGAAAGGGGAGAGAAAGUGUUCAGGAAGGAAACGACUCAAGACAUGGCGAGCACAAGACGAAAUACCCGACACACUGAGGUGACGUAGAAUCCAGAACUCCCUCUUCAAAGACGAAAGACUAAUCGCUCCUACUUUUCUCCCCGAAGAACAGUCGUCUUUUCUGUCUCAGUUUGAGACUUGACGCUUUGGCGGGGGGAGAGACGGCCAAAGGUAGUGGUUGUGCUGUCCUGAUCGGGGAACUAGAAAAUGUGAAGGCGCAUCGGCUUAGACGCAUCGGUGGACAACAAUUAUGUACGGGUUGUCGAGACGUUACUCCUCAAGUGCAGCUGUGGUAAAUCAAACACUACAGAAUGUUGCAUGCUUAAUAAGACUCCAGUUGUGAAAAACAGACAUCUGAGUCUUCUAGGAUGGUACACCCCUCCACUGGACUGUUCAAGGCAGCAAAAAGUGGGUAAGUUGAAACAUAAGUCCGCUCACACUCGUAAAAACGUGUGGCAGACACCGACCUACUUCGUGGUAUUCUUCGCCCUGACACUGACUUUGAGCCGAGGCGCAAAAAGGGACAAUCGGGCACGAAAUCCCACAGCGUUUUAAGACAUCCACCUUCACACGUACACCUGUGUGGGUGUCUCACGGAUAAGCGGUCGCAGAGGAAUAAUACAAAAUGAGGAGUUCUCUGCGUUUUACCUCGCAUGAGUGUAGUAGUUUGAGAAGUGACUGAGAAAAAAGUUCACGGGCUGUGAUACCAGGCUUCUUGCCGUAGCGUGGGAGUCGUGUUCCUGUGAAGUUGGUUUCUUUAGAAAACUUCCAAGAAAGAUCCGAGUCCUGCUGUGGACAAACUGGACGGCCCCCC